CUUCCUCACCAUGUGAUGUCUUGUGCCCCCUUGGGACACCGAAGAGAGUUCCCACCAGCAAGAAAGUUCUUAUGGGCUUCCCGGCCUCCACACUGUAAGAAAUGAAUUCCUUGUCUUUAUAACCUACCCUGUUUCAGGCAUUCUGUUAUAAGCAAAAGAAAAUGAAUGAAGACAGAAAACUGGUACCAAGAAGUGGGAUUUUGCUGAUGACGAAUACCUGAAAAUGGGGAAGCAGCUUUGGAACUAGUGAUUUUCAGUGAAACUUCAGAGGGCAAAGGGAAAUUUUCCUUGGCCCCUCCAGUUUUGGUGCUGUGAAAACUGGUUCUGGUCUUCUGGAAGCUGCAAUGAAGGGAACAGAGGAUCUGACAAGCCAGCAGAAGGCUUGAAUCAUUCCCCAGAAGUCUGUGGAGUUUGACUAUCUGGUGAUGGAUCCUGGUGACUGUUGGCUCAGUGACCUUCCUGAUGAUGGACUCUCGGAAAAGACUCUCCAGUGCUGAGCCAUCGAGAAGUCUAGAAGAGUCUAACGUGAAGACAUUUUGCUCCACGAAUAUCCUAGCCAUCCUUGGCUUCGCCUCUAUCAUAGCUGUGAUAGCUUUGCUUGCUGUAGGGCUGACUCAGAACAAAGCAUUGCCAGAAAAUGUUAAGUAUGGGAUUGUGCUGGAUGCAGGUUCUUCUCACACAAGUUUAUACAUCUAUAAGUGGCCAGCAGAAAAGGAGAAUGACACAGGGGUGGUGCAUCAAGUAGAAGAAUGCAGGGUUAAAGGUCCUGGAAUCUCAAAAUAUGUUCAGAAAGUAAAUGAAAUUGGCAUGUACCUGACUGAAUGCAUGGAAAGAGCUAGGGAAGUGAUUCCAAGGUCCCAACACCAAGAGACACCCGUUUACCUGGGAGCCACGGCAGGCAUGCGGUUGCUCAGGAUGGAAAGUGAAGAGUUGGCGGACAGGGUCCUGGGUAUGGUAGAGAGGAGCCUCAGCAACUACCCUUUUGACUUCCAGGGUGCCAGAAUCAUUACUGGCCAAGAGGAAGGUGCUUAUGGCUGGAUUACUAUCAACUAUUUGCUGGGCAAAUUCAGUCAGAAACGGAGAUGGUUCAGCAUAAUCCCAUAUAAAACUGAUAAUCAGAAAACCUUUGGAGCUUUGGACCUUGGGGGAGCCUCUACACAAAUCACUUUUGUACCCCAAAACCAGACUAUUGAGUCCACAGAUAAUGCUCUGCAAUUUCGCCUGUAUGGCAAGGACUACAAUAUCUACACACAUAGCUUCUUGUGCUAUGGGAAGGAUCAGGCACUCUGGCAGAAACUGGCCAAGGACAUUCAGGUUGCAAGUAAUGAAAUUCUCAGGGACCCAUGCUUUCAUCCUGGAUAUAAGAAGGUAGUGAAUGUGAGUGACCUUUACAAGACCCCCUGCACCAAAAGAUUUGAGAUGACUCUUCCAUUCCAGCAGUUUGAAAUCCAGGGUACUGGAAACUAUCAACAGUGCCAUCAAAGCAUCCUGGAGCUCUUCAACACCACUUACUGCCCUUACUCCCAAUGUGCCUUUAAUGGGAUUUUCUUGCCACCACUCCAGGGGGAUUUUGGGGCAUUUUCAGCUUUUUACUUUGUGAUGAAUUUUUUAAACUUCACAUCAGAGAAAGUCUCUCAGGCAAAGGUGACUGAGAUGAUGAAAAAGUUCUGCUCACAGCCUUGGGAGGAGAUAAAAACAUCUUUCACUGGAGUAAAGGAGAAGUACCUGAGUGAAUACUGCUUUUCUGGUACCUACAUCCUCUCCCUCCUUCUGCAAGGCUAUCAUUUCACGGCUGAUUCCUGGGAGCACAUCCAUUUCAUUGGCAAGUUAUCAGAAGAGAUGGAUCACGUUACAGCUGAAGAAAUUAGAGACAAGCAUCUUCAAAAAGAUUUAGAUGCAGAAGAAAAUCAAAAUGUAGUAAAGACGUUGAGAGGCAAAGUGAGAGAAAAGCAAAAAAAUUCUAAGAUUAACAAAGAUGAAAAAUCUUCAACUGAGCAGCUCAUUGAUAGCAAAAUAUAUCAAAGAACCAAGACUGAAGUCUCAUUGGAUGAAAGCCUUUCAUUUUUCAUUCUGAGUGGUGAAGAACGUUCAGCUUUGGAUAAAUCUUCAGAGCAGAGACCAGUAAAUCAUAGUUAUCCCAAAUGCUUUUCACUUGGUGGUGAUUUACAAAAUGUUGAUGAGAGUGAAGAUGGAGAGUUUAUGAAAGAAUUCAUUUUGACAGAUUUAGUCAAAGUAAAAGCUGCUGAAUAUGAAGAUGAUCAAGAACAAAUUAAAAAACAGAAGGCAAAUAUUUUUGUACCAAGUAGUUCUCCAGUGGUCAACCAGCGCAAACUGCCAAAAGAUAUGAUGCCACGUAUUUUAGAAGAUGAAGGAUUCUAUAUUCAGAGAAAGCCAGAAAUACGUAAAAAGACCUGCAACAAAAUGGAAAAUCGCCUGCUUAAACUAGAAGAGGGAAAGCGUUGGUUUGGAGAAAGUGGAGAAAUACUGUCAUUGCCUACACCUAUUAAACAGUCAUGGAAUUUCAGACUAAACAUAAGGAAGGAAUCUUUAAAUCCAUUACUUAAGACCAUAUACAGAAAGGCAGUAAAAUGUGACCUGGGAAGCUCAUUUAUGAACAAAAUAGAAGGCCCAAGGGAAAUAUACCAAUUAGACCUCAAUAUUGUGGGUUUGCAAUUCAGCCAUCAUCAUCUCUUCAAUCAAGAACAGGUAUUAUGUGCUAGGCUGCUCCAUCUUUAUGAAUGUUUUCAGGACAGGCAGCAACAGAAUGUUUCUCAGCUACUUUAUGAGAAGCUGAAAGCACUGACGGAUGCUACCAAAUUAUCAAAUGAAAAUUCAGAAAUAAACCAGCUGACCAGGAAAUCUUUACAAGAUUAUAAUUGGCAAAUAAGUAAUACAAAACAGCUCUAUGACUUAGAAAGGGGAAAGGACCUCUCCCUACUACGCAGUAUAUUACGAACUUGGAAACAGAUUAAAUCUCUUCGACAGCACCAAGGGUUUACGAGCACCCCAAUAAAGUUACAGGUUCAGAGGAUAAAAAUAAAUAAAUGUGAUGAACAAGAACAAAUCUCAGAAAUGUCUGAAACUGAAAAGAAAACUGAAGGAAAAGAACUUAAGAAUGGGAAAAAACAAGAGAGCCUCUCAUAUCUAGCUUCAGAUGAAACAGAAAUUGAAAGAAUGAAGCCAAUUACCUUGAGGCCACAACUUUCUUUCACUGCAGAAUUAACAAGCUUAUCCAAGUGUUCAUUGCAUGAACAAAAGAGGAGAGCCAAAAUUCAAAAGCUCAAAUACUUUAUUAAAAUAUUCUACAACAAUAAACAGGUUUCUUGUACUUCAAUAUCUACCCUACAGUUGGAUUUUAAAGUCACGUUUCAGCAAAUUUUCAAUAUUCAGUUAAUAUACUGGCCUGAAGUGAUUUGCUUGGAGGUUUAUGAAAAAAGUAAAAGGACAAGCUUACUGGCCAAACUAUAUUUACCUUUACCUAACUACACAGAGGUGAAAGGUAAAAACAUUUUGGAAUAUGUAGAGUUUAGCUCUCAUAAGCUGGUUAUGCCUGCCGAUGGAGAAGUAGGAAGCAAUGUGCCUUUUCUUCUUGAGGGAAAUGGAACUGAAGAACUCUGUCUUUUGACAUCAGGAAAACUUAGCUAUUCUCUAUCAUGGAGCUUAGAUAAAAAUGGUAUUCCUCUGAAACCUCUGAAAUCACAGUCAUUAAGGUCUGCUUACUGCAGUAUGUUAAGGAAUGUAGAUGCAAGAGGUGUUCCUGGAAUUCCAUGGCUCAUUAAUGAACAGAAGCUUUUUGAAUGGGCAAAUGAAGUCAGAAUUGAUCCAAAUAAUCCAGAAUAUUCUGAUUUAAUGGAAUUUGUUAUGUACAUGAGCCUCAAGGGGCAGGAUAUUCCAAAGUAUUUCCGUCUUGAACAGUUGCAAAAUGAAUUUAACUUUGUUUCAGAAGAGGAAAUGGAAAAGAGUAAACGUUUCCAGCUAUUGCAACUUAGAAAUGCAGGUCAAUUAGAUAAUUUCCUUCUACAGCAAAUGCCCCUCCAUGAUACAGAGAUUCCAGAUUUAGUCUUCCAGGAGUAUGAAAGUCAGAAAGAGAAGGAGGUAUCCAUUUCAGAUGUAAAUUCUAUUAUAGCACAAAGGAUUAAUUCUGCCAAUUUUCUGAAAAAGGUGAGAAGGUUGAUAAUGAAGAGAACUGUUAAAAUUACCAAAUACAACUUGUCAGAUAUUGUGACUGAUUAUGAAAAAAUUAUAUCUACAAGCCAAUUGACAGAUGCAGUUUUUAAGUUUGUUGAACCACGGAGAAAGUUAAAACCUCAGAGGAAAGAAAGGAAACAAGUCACAGCACAGACGAUCUCUGAUGGAGAUAUUAAGAUUCUUGUUCGAAUAGUGAGGGCCUAUAAUAUUCCUAUGAGAAAAACAGCAAUUAAUAGAGCCUUGGAUAUGUCUACUCAUUUGAAAUCAUCCAUAUCUUUCCUCAAACAUAAAGAAACAAUCAAAUCAGUAGCCUCAGAAGAGAUCUUACGUGAGUCUGUGUUUCAGGAUACUGUAUAUCCAUUUGUGGAAGUUUCUUUCCAGCACACUGUAUACCAAACCAGUACAGCAAGUGGAUCUCAUCCAUGCUGGAAUGAAGAAAUUAAAGUAGACUUUCUCUCACCAGGACAUGAUUAUAGCUUCUCAAGCUUAUCUAAAAUAAAAGAUAAUAUAUAUAUCAACAUUUUUGAUGAAAUGAUGAUUGAAAAACAUGAGGAUCACUGUCUCAAGAGCUGUAGUGUUCACUCAUAUAUAAGAAAGAAUUGGCUUGGAUCCAUUGUCUUCCCUUUUUCUGCUCUUCUGCAACAGUCUGAGAUUAGUGGAACAUUUCAAGUAACUAUUCCACCAGUUUUGCUUGGGUAUACUUGGAAUAAUACUUACGUAUUUCCUAGAGAAGAUUCCAAUGAACAGAAUUUAAAAGAAUGUACAUUCUUAAAUAUUUUUGCUACCAUUGAACCUCAAAUAUCAUAUGUCACCUAUAAUCCAACACUAGAUAAGUUUUUAGAUCAAACAGAGGUCUUGCAGAGAGCACAGAUUUUUAAAAAGAAUUGUAAGGCAAUCUUUCCCAACCGAAGAAUCGUAACUACUGUUUUUAAUGAUGAAGGGAUACAGUUCUUAGUCACAAGAUAUAUCAAGGCAUUAAAUCCACCUCAGCAACUUCUGGAUAUAUUUCUUCACGAUUCUAAUGCAACACUUGACCUCAUUGCUCGAUUUGUAUCUUUGAUUCCUUUUAUGCCUGAUACACCAGAGGAAAAUGAUGGUUCUGAUAUAUGGAUGACAUCCGAGCACUGCAUCAGUUUGGCUAUUGGAAAUAAGGAGGAGCAUGCCGUCCUUCUCUGUAAUUUCUUUCUGUAUUUUGGAAAGAAGGCACUGGUCCUCUUGGGAACCUCAGGGUUAGAAGGACAUGUGGCUUAUGUAUUAACUCAAGAAACUAAUGAAUAUUUGCUUUGGAAUCCAUCAACUGGCCAAUGUUAUAAGCAGUUUGACCCAUUUUGUCCCUUAAAAAGUGUAGAUUGUUUGUUUGAUGAUAGAAAUGUCUGGUUUAAUAUUCAACAAAGUAAUAUACCAAUGGCUGUAUUGUUUGACUACUCAAAGGAAAGUUUCUGGAAGCCAUUGCUUCCAAAAAAUGUUCAAGGGACAAAAGUACAAAGCAUACAGCCUGAAGAAAUAAUUUAUUCUGAAACUGAUAAAAGCAUGGUAGAAGAUCUAAGGAAUAGGAUCGAAAGGACUCUGAAGAAUAAAGUGAUGGAAUGGCGACCUAAAUGCCCAACACGUUGGAAUCGACAGUGUACUUUGAUUUUGCGACACAUCCUUCCUAAGCUGGAACUUGGCAGAGGAAGCUUUGUUUCAUCUGAAGGAGAUAAUGAAUUUGACAGAAUACUACAAUUUUAUUGGGUCACAGGAUUUCCCAUCCGGAUGCCAUACACUGAUGUACAGUCAGUUAUUGAUGCUGUUUAUCAAACUGGAAUUCACUCUGCUGAAUUUCCCCAGACAGAAUUUGCUAUAGCUGUAUACAUUCACCCAUACCCAAACAACAUAUUAUCUGUGUGGGUCUAUUUGGCUUCCUUAGUUCAUCAUCAGUGAAAAGGAAGUAGAGCAAAGUAAAAGAUUGUAUUGUGGGCCUCUAGUACCAACAAAAACUUUUCUGGUACCUUGAGAUUUUGCUGUUUAUUCUCAAGUCCAGCCAAGUGCUGGGUCCAAUUUUUUAUUCACUUACAGAAUUAGGCACUAUGGAGACUCGGACCCCUGAGUGAGUCUUUGAGGAGGAGUCUAGAUGAACUUCUCACCAGAAACUUCACCUUCUCAUCAGAAAAGAAGGACCUUUGAGUAGUCUGGCUGUCUUAGGUCACUGUCUGCAGUAGGUCUCAUUCUGGGAAAUAAGCAGUUUUGGCCUCUUCUCCUAAGACCAAUGUUUCUCAAAUUGUAGAACUCAUACCACCUCUGUCAGAAUCAUCUGGAGAGCUUUGUUGAAAAUGUAGAUUACUAGAUCCUACUCAAGACAGACUGAAUCAGCACCUCUGGGAGUGAAGCUACAGAACCUGCAUUAUUUUCAGCAAACUCCCCAGAUAAUUAUGAUGCACUGAGAUGAAGCAGAACCCAGCUUUAAAGAAUGUUGUCAUUGCUAAACUAAAGCUAACACAUUUGAUGCUGGUUCUGAUACAAUUCAAGAUGGAAACUGCUCAAGCGGAAAACUAAGGUCAUUGCCUCUCAUGGAUAAAACGUUAUUUCACUGGUAAGAAGAAAAAAAGAAAAUCCAC
This is a messenger RNA of Callithrix jacchus (white-tufted-ear marmoset), 6782 nucleotides long. Lineage: Eukaryota; Metazoa; Chordata; Mammalia; Primates; Cebidae. The record is from RefSeq and is a predicted model, not a curated record.